AUGUCUCUAAAUUACAUCAAGAAUUUCUAUGAAGGAUGUCUCAGGCCACCUACAGUGAUCGGUCAAUUCCAUACACUUUCCUUUGGAUCAGUUCGAAUGUUCUUCCUUGGGGUACUAGGCUUUGCGGUCUAUGGGAAUGAAGCCUUGCAUUUCAGCUGUGACCCUGACAAGAGGGAAAUCAAUCUCUUCUGUUACAACCAGUUCAGGCCAAUAACUCCUCAGGUAUUCUGGGCUUUACAGCUAGUGAUAGUUCCUGGAGCUGUGUUCUAUCUUUAUGCUGCAUGUAAAAACAUCGAUCAAGAAAACAUCCUUCAAAGGCCCAUCUGCACGGUCUUUUAUAUCCUUUCUGUUCUGUUUAGGAUUAUCCUUGAGGUGGUAGCAUUUUGGCUUCAAAGCCAUCUCUUUGGUUUUCAAGUAAUACCCCUUUAUCAGUGUGACACUGGGUCACUUGACAAAAAUUAGCUCACUAGAUGUGUGGUACCAGAACACUUUGAAAAGACCAUCUUCCUUAUUGCCAUGUACACUUUUACUGUGAUUACUGUGUUACUGUGUGUGGCAGAGGUCUUUGAGAUCUUAUGUAGAAGGUUAGGCUUCUUAAGCAGACCAUGA
This is a messenger RNA of Ornithorhynchus anatinus (platypus), 609 nucleotides long. It is a transcript of the gene GJE1, whose product is annotated as gap junction protein epsilon 1. Gene Ontology annotation, cellular component: connexin complex. The record is from RefSeq and is a predicted model, not a curated record. Gene Ontology annotation, biological process: cell communication. Lineage: Eukaryota; Metazoa; Chordata; Mammalia; Monotremata; Ornithorhynchidae.